This is a messenger RNA of Colletotrichum graminicola M1.001, 3375 nucleotides long. Its product is annotated as MOZ/SAS family protein. Bases 1 to 3375 code for a protein of 1124 amino acids. Gene Ontology annotation, biological process: regulation of DNA-templated transcription. The record is from RefSeq and is a predicted model, not a curated record. The transcript is spliced from 3 exons. NCBI's taxonomy places the organism in Eukaryota, Fungi, Ascomycota, Sordariomycetes, Glomerellales, Glomerellaceae. Gene Ontology annotation, molecular function: histone acetyltransferase activity.
AUGGCAAGCGCGCAACUCACCGAGGAAGAGCUGCAGCAGAGCGCGGUUUUAUCUGACGAAGACCCUGAAUUCGAGGACGCACCAGUUUUUCCCUCGGACCGAUUACCACAAACCACCGAAAGCCCGUUGACGAACCCUAAUACACACGAUGACGAACUUUCGGAUGCAGUCGGCGAUGAAGACGAGGAGAGAGACGCAAGCACCGCUGAGGACGACAUUGAGAUGGGCGAGAAGCUCGACGAUAAUAGCGAGCUCUCUGAACAGGAAUCGAUGGACGAUGAGGUAGAUCAUCAGUCUGACGAUGAUAUAGAGCAGCGCAUGGAACAAGACGAAAGAGAUGAUGCUUCAGGCGGCGCGCGAAGCCGUAGUAGUAGCUUGCUGGAAGCUAUCGACGAGGACGAGGCAGAGGGCGUCGGCGCUGUCAAAAUCAGACCAGGCGAAACCGACGAGGAGCCAGAUGAGCAGGACAGUGAUCAUUCGGAUUCUCACAGUGAAUCUGGCAUCGAAUCUGAAGAGGACGCUGCCUGGGAGGAGGUCGCUGCAGCGGAUGAAGAUGACGAAGAGGAAUCGGAGGACGCGGCACCUAACAUGUGUAUAUUCUGCAAACAAGACGAAGAGCACGACCCUGCCGAAGACUUCGAAGAUUACUUGACCUGUGUCAACUGCGGCGAAAACUCACACCAGCAUUGCGCCCGGGAAGCCGGCGCUCUUCAGGAACAAAGCAGUCUUUCUCAAUGGAAGUGUCUCGAUUGUGCAUUGGGGGCAGAUGCGCCGGUUGAUGAUGCGGAAGCCGAUACUACUCAGAAGCAGCAAUACGAGUACGCCGAUGAGCAUGACGAUGAUGAGAAACACGAAAUCGAUCUCGAGCUCUCACCGUCUUCCAGAAGAUCAACGGCUUCCCAAGUUGCGCGAGACCUACUUCCACCUCAAAAAGGCACCAUCAAACCCGACUCCCAUUCAGUCUUCAACCAUUUGCUUCUCGACGGUGAUCCAAUCGAUGGAUCCCGUGUGCUUCGCAAGCGCAAAACAUCAUCUGUCGAGGCGGAUGACAUUGUCAUGUCGCUCCGAAAGCGCCGGCGCAACGCCUCCAAAGACCGGGAGUCAUGUCACGGUGCAGGAGCGUCGCAAGAUGGUCGAAAUGGGACCAGAGACAAGGACUCACGACGCAAGUUGCGCCUUAACCCCACACGCAAAUCCCAGUCGGUAACGGUCAUCCGGCAAACUCGCUCAGUCGUCGUCAAGAUGCGCGUCAAACCUUACGCGCUUCGUCGAGUCUUAUCCCAAAAAUCUGCGUCAAACCGAAGAAGAGUUGAGAGGGUAAGCACAACUGUGCCGCCUCAUGAUGGGCUGGCCGCCUCCAUGACGGCCUCGUUCACUUCAUCAGACUAUGCACAUCCUUUCUAUUCUUUCUUCGACAAAGAGACCGAUGAAGUCAAAACAAAACCUUACGGCGGCAUCCUUAGCGAAGCUGAAGCCGACACAUCAAGAACACUACCUACCAACGAUGAUCGUCGGCGGUUCGACGAAGCCAAGCAGAAAGCAGAGGAGGUUUGGCGGGCUCGUCUCCACAGCGUCCAGCACAAUUUAGCGACGCCUGCGAAGAGGUCCAAAAAGAGUUCUGGCCCGGCGAGCCAGAUCGAGUGCAUCGACUUUGGCGGCUGGGAGAUCGACACCUGGUAUGCUGCUCCUUACCCCGAGGAGUACAGUCGGAACCGAACACUCUACAUUUGCGAGUUCUGCUUGAAGUAUAUGAACUCAGACUAUGUUGCCUGGCGGCAUAAACUCAAGUGUCCAGCAAAACACCCGCCGGGCGACGAAAUAUAUCGCCAUGGAUCCGUCUCUGUUUUUGAGGUGGACGGCCGAAAGAACCCGGUCUAUUGCCAGAAUCUUUGUCUACUUGCCAAGCUGUUCCUAGGAUCCAAGACGCUCUACUACGACGUGGAGCCGUUUCUCUUCUAUGUCCUGUGCGAAUACGACGCACUUGGCUAUCACUUCGUUGGUUACUUUUCAAAGGAAAAACGAGCCAGCAGUCAGAACAACGUCUCAUGCAUCCUGACAUUGCCUAUACACCAGCGAAAAGGUUACGGAAACCUGCUGAUCGACUUCUCUUACCUGCUCACUCGCGUGGAACGCAAAACCGGAUCGCCCGAAAAACCACUUUCAGACAUGGGUCUCGUUUCCUACCGCAACUACUGGAGGCUGGUGCUGUGCCGGUACCUACUGGACCACGUCGAAGAAGAUAAAUCAGCCGCCCCAGGUCUGAGUAUUCGGCAAAUGUCGGACGAUACGGGGCUCACUCCCGACGAUGUCAUCUCUGCCCUCGAAGGCCUCAGAUGUCUCGUGCGUGAUCCCCAAACGGAACUGUAUGCCUUCCGCGUCGAUCUAGCGUACUGUAACGAAUACAUCGCGAAGUGGGAGGCCAAGAACUACGUCAAGUUGUACCCAGAUGCGCUCACCUGGACACCAUACGUCAUGGGACGAGGCAAUGCCACAAACUUCGAGCUUGGUCCAGCCAUCAGUGCGAUAGCACCGCGAGAAGAAGACGACAGUCACAAACCAGCUCAAGAGACACUGCUGCCUUCCUUACAACAACAACCAGCGGUGAAUGGCCUUCCAAUCAAGGGCAUCGUUGACAACUUUCACACACCUGUCGAUGUCUUAUCUGCUAGUGCAGAUAGCGCCGGCAAUGAUACCAAUGGCUCAAAGGUGGAGCCCGAUAUUUACGAAUCAACGGAGUCACACCAGGAUGGCUUGGUCAGCGGGGACGGGAGCCGUGAAACAGUCAACGAAGUCGGGUUUCAACCCAGUGAAGUGCCUCAUUCGGCCACACCUGAAGAGGCAAUGGGGCGUAAUUGGUCCAGCAUGUACAAGGACGUACCUCCGUCGAGGUUCGAAGUGUACCCGCCUCCUGGUGGCCGACGUUCCGACCGGCCGCGGCCAAGCGUCCCUCGGCCAUCUGUGCCGCGAAGCACAAGCAACAACCCGCGACCGCGUCGAUCCGGCGGUGGCAGUAGCGCCAGGCGACCUACUGCAAGUCGACCCAAGAGCAAAAGCUCGUCGUCCUCAUCGCGGCGGAAAACGGGUGGAACAGGGCGCGGACCGGGCCGAUGGCCCAAGGGUACUAAGAAAAGCGAUUAUGGCAAUGCCGACAGUGGGCCUGGUCUUCCACCAGGUUGGGUCAAGGACAAGCAAAGACUUGCGAGUCUUGGGGCGUCCAAGGAUCAAGAGGUUGAAGGACUCAAGCCUGAGAGUAAGGAGACGAUUGAUGUAGUUCGGGUGCAAUUCGAGGAUGGGGCGCAAGAGGCUACCGGCGAAAAGACAGCUGGGGGCAGCUACAGCAGCCACGGUGCAGCUGAUGGCCAUGCAGAGAGAUGA